GUGGACCCGUGCCUGGCGCGCGAUAAGGAGUUGCAGCGGGUCAUUCAGAUCCUUAGCCGCCGCACCAAGAAUAACCCGGUGCUGGUUGGGGAGCCGGGAGUCGGCAAGACUGCAAUUGUCGAAGCCAUGGCCCAGAUGAUCGCCAGCGGCGAUGUUCCCGACACCCUGCAGAACAAGCGCCUGGUGACCCUGGACAUGGGUUCGCUAGUCGCCGGCACCAAGUACCGCGGCGAGUUCGAGGAACGUCUCAAGAAGGUCAUCGAAGAGAUCAAGAGCUCCGGCAACUGCGUUCUGUUCAUCGACGAGAUUCAUACCCUUGUCGGGGCCGGUGCAGCCGAGGGCGCGGUGGACGCUUCCAAUAUCCUGAAGCCGUCGCUGGCCCGUGGCGAGUUGCAAUGUAUCGGCGCCACCACUCUCGACGAUUACCGCAAGUAUGUGGAACGCGAUCCGGCUCUGGAACGCCGUCUCCAGCCGGUGCGGGUGGAAGAACCCACCACCGACGAAACCGUGGAUAUCUUGAAUGCCGUCAAAGAGCGAUACGAAGACCACCACAACGUGACCUAUUCCAAUGACGCCAUACAUAGCGCCGCCAACUUGGCCGCGCGCUUCAUCUCCGACCGCUUCCUCCCCGACAAGGCCAUCGACCUUAUCGAUGAAGCGCGUCCCGGUUCCGCCUGCGCGGCAGCAGCGUCACCCCGGUCUCGGGUCGUAACCGAAGACGACAUCGCUGAAGUGGUCAGCAUGUGGACCGGCGUCCCGGUCGCCCGUCUCGCUAAAGAAGAAACCGAGCGCCUCCUCCAGAUGGAAGCCGAUCUACACAAGCGCAUCAUCGGCCAGGACGAGGCAGUCGUUAAUAUCUCCAAGUCCGUUCGCCGCGCCCGGGCCGGCCUCAAGGACCCGCGCCGACCGAUCGGCGUGUUCAUGUUCCUUGGCCCCACCGGUGUCGUCGGCAAGACCGAACUCGUCCGGGCCUUGGCCGAGUUCAUGUUCGGCCACGAAGACAACAUGAUCCGCUUGGACAUGUCCGAGUUCCAGGAACGGCACACCGUGGCCCGCCUCAUCGGCGCCCCUCCGGGAUAUGUGCUACGACGAGGGCGGUCAGCUAACCGAGGGUGUGCGCCGCAAGAACUACUGCUGCUCCGUCUGCUCGACGAGCAUCAGAGAGGCCCACCCCCGAGGUCUUCACAUCCUGCUCAGAUCUUCGACGCAGGCACGUGUGAGCCGACGCGCGGGGCCCGCAGGUGGACUUCCGCAACUCCAUCUUGGUGA
This is a messenger RNA of Geodia barretti, 1269 nucleotides long. The record is from the annotation of a GenBank genome assembly. Lineage: Eukaryota; Metazoa; Porifera; Demospongiae; Tetractinellida; Geodiidae.